AAUCGUGGCUUUGUUGGCACCUAACGCGGUGUCCGUCGGCCCCACACGCCGCAGCCGCCGCCACCCCCUUUCCCCACGCUUCCAUCGCUGUCCGCCCCUGUCUCCGAUUCCAUAGCACUAUUUCAAGGGUUUUACUUUCUUUUCUCUAGUUGUUCAUCUGGCCUCGAUGGCUCAGCAAUCAGGCGCAGCUCCGGCGGGUGACGGGUCGGGUCAGCCGGCGGUAGGUCAUGGGCCGGGCCCGUUUGGCGACACGACGUACACCAAAGUAUUCGUGGGUGGGCUGGCGUGGGAGACGCAGAGCGAAUCGCUGAGGCGCUACUUUGAGCAGUUCGGUGACAUAUUAGAAGGCGUCGUAAUCGCUGAUAAGCACACCGGACGCUCCAAAGGAUAUGGCUUCGUGACAUUCCGUGAUCCGGAAGCUGCUCGUAGGGCUUGUGCCAACCCAAAUCCAGUCAUUGAUGGUAGAAGGGCAAAUUGCAAUCUAGCUUCACUUGGAAGCCCUCAAACCUUUCCUCAUGGUGGUUCUCAUAGAUCAACAAUGCCCUAUAUGGGGCCCCAAGCUUUGAGAGGUGUGUAUGUGGGAAGCCCAAUUUACCAGCUACCAGUUACGUACGGCUUUCAACCUGGAAUGCCAUAUCCUCCUUACAGGUACCUUGCUUAUGCCACUGAAUAUGCAUACCGUCAGAUGUAUGGAUUAGUAGGCACAAAUUCAAUGCCAUAUGGCCACCUGAGCCCCCAACCUGGCAGCCCUGGGUAUACAAUGAUGCAAGGCUAUUUCAUGCCCGGUCCUCAUAUGGCUCAGUAUCAUCACAGACCUAAUGUUGGUGGAGCAGUCACAGACAACAUUCCCAUAAUGCAAAGACCAUAUCAUUCAGGUAUUGCAAUGCCUUCUAUGGGUCAAUCGCAGGUCGCAGUUCGCUCACAUUCGCUGCAGUUCCCACACAGUAGCAGCUCUGAUCAAACAUCCUGAUUAACAUUGGAGAAAGAUUAUUUUGUAUAUGGGUCUUCCUCAACACUAAUCUCGAGCUGCAAAAAUUAUUGAUGGUACUUCCCGGCUUUCGAAUUUGACCUUUGGAGGUCAAUUAAAAUGCAAGCAAAGGUUUUCCUAAGUCAAUGGCCACCAAAUGAUAAGUAAUGAACACUGUAAAAUACCGCCCCCCUUUGCUGGUACAUGGCAGGACGCGCCCUUUGAUACCUGUAUAAUUGACAUACAUUCAUCUUCUGCCGGUGCUUCAAAAAGUCACCGGAAGUGUAUUUCUGGAUGCCGGAAUCUGGUUUCCGGUAGCCGUGUGUGAGGGAAUCAACCUAUGAUUCUUGAACCGUCUUGGUUUUGGACCGGUUCAUUUGCAUGUCUAGUGUCAGUUCAUCAUCCAUAUGUAUUCAAACCAUGUGCUCUCAUGCUAGGGUCAGUGUCAUUUUUUUCUUUUAACUGUAUAAAUUUGGUGCCUUAAAUAUUUGGAUGUUCACAUCAGGGAAAUGCAGGGUAAAUUUCACCAAUGGUACCUGAACUUUAGCUGGAAUUUCGAAGUGGUAUCUGAACUUCAAAUCCUUUCACAAAAAUCCCUGAACUUACACAAUCCUUUCACUAAUGAGCCAUUAGCCCGUUUCUAGUUUAACUUCCGGUCAUUAGGGCCAAAUUCGAAUUUUAUAUAUUUUAAAAUUUUCAAUUUGACCCCAUUUCUUCUUUUCUUUUCUUCCAGGCCCCGCCGCCGUCGCCCGCCGGUCAAAGUCGCCGGAAAAUGAACUUUUUCCGAUUCCGGCGGGACCAAUGUCAUUCUCUUCGUCUUGAGACGAGGAUCAAUAAUAUCCAAACCAUUUUGCCUAAUUUUGCCUGUAACUUAUCGAAUCUGAAUUUUUCUACUCGAAAAAACCCUAAAAUCGAAAUUGGGUCUAAAAUGGGGGGUUUUGCAAAUCGUCAUCAAAUCUUGCAAUUGAGGAGUCCUUGGAGGUCGCCCGGAUGCCACGACCGCAUUGGAGUUGGUGCCCGCCGUCAAUUUCGCCGGAGUUGGCCGGAAAACGGGCUAAUGGCUCAUUAGUGAAAGGAUUGUGUAAGUUCAGGGAUUUUUGUGAAAGGAUUUGAAGUUCAGGUACCACUUCGAAAUUCCAGCUAAAGUUCAGGUACCAUUGGUGAAAUUUGCCCGGGAAAUGCACAUAAACUUAUUCAUCUCAAAGUUCAUUUAUAGCCUUUUGAUAGGCGAACCACUUCCACCAAAACUAAAAUUGUCAAGCAUGGAUAAAGGAUGACUUUGGAU
Cuscuta campestris is the source of this 2252-nucleotide messenger RNA. NCBI's taxonomy places the organism in Eukaryota, Viridiplantae, Streptophyta, Magnoliopsida, Solanales, Convolvulaceae. The record is from the annotation of a GenBank genome assembly.